This is a messenger RNA of Stereum hirsutum FP-91666 SS1, 1587 nucleotides long. RefSeq lists its product as uncharacterized. Gene Ontology annotation, biological process: amino acid transmembrane transport. Lineage: Eukaryota; Fungi; Basidiomycota; Agaricomycetes; Russulales; Stereaceae. Gene Ontology annotation, cellular component: membrane. The transcript is spliced from 9 exons. Bases 40 to 1533 code for a protein of 497 amino acids. Gene Ontology annotation, molecular function: L-amino acid transmembrane transporter activity. The record is from RefSeq and is a predicted model, not a curated record.
AACCCCCUUGGACGACAAAUCACCUUAUUUUCUGCGGUUAUGCUGAACCUGGGAGAGCUUUUAGGAUCAGGGAUUUUCUCUGUCCCUGGUGUAGUGCUGAACUCGGUGGGCUCUGUUGGGCUUCUCUUGCUCUACUGGCUUCUCUCGCCCUUGUUCGCGUGCGUUGCACUUCUUUCAUAUACCGAACUUGCGAGCAUGUUUCCUCGAAGGUCUGGAGCCGAGGUCGUCUUCCUAGAACAAGCAUACCCAAGACCACGAUAUCUCAUACCGACAGCAUUCGCUGUGACUUAUGUCAUGUUUUCAUUCAGCGCCACAAACUCUAUCGUGUUCGCGCAAUAUGUUCUCGCUAUCUUCGACAUCCCCGUCACGGAAGCUCGACAGACAGCGCUCGCUACGGGCGUGGUAACAUUCUGUGUAGCCAUGGUUGGAAUCUCCACGAAAUGGGCUCUUCGUCUUGUCAGCGUCCUGACUACCGCCAAAAUAUGCUCACUUAUAUUCGUAUCUGUGACCGGAAUUGCGGUUCUGUCAGGCCUCACUCAGAUCAGGGACCCUUACGCAAACUUCCACAAUAUCUGGCAUGGCAGCAGCACAAAUCCCAACGCUCUCGCGACUGCUCUCGUCAAAACCAAUUUUGCCUUCGUUGGCUGGUCCAACUCUUUCAAUGUCCUCAACGAAGUGCGAGGGAAAGACCCGGUACGCACCGUACGCAACUCCGGUGCCAUCGCCUUGGGCCUUGUGACGGUGCUAUUCUUCAUGGUCAACGUAGCGUACGUAGCAGCAGUACCAGCAGACGAGAUGAAGGCCAGUGGUCAGCUUGUGGCUGCAUUGUUCUUCAAACGCGUGUUUGGUGACCACUGGGCGUCGAAGUUGCUGCCGGUCAUGGUGGCAUGUAGUUGUGUAGGCAGCAUCACUGCAAUAACACUAGGGCAGGCGCGCGUCGUCCGUGAGGUCGCUCGCCAAGGAUUGCUGCCCUACCCACAAUUCUUCGCGUCCACGAAACCGUUCGGGACCCCGCUCGCACCCGUCUCACUCAAAUGCUUUCUUACGGUCACUGUAUUGAUGAUUCUUCCGGCAAAGGACGCGUUCAGCUUCAUGCUCGAUCUUAGGUCGUAUCCUGUUUUGAUCUUUGCUACUGCGAUGGCAGUGGGCGUAUGGAUCCUCCGGAAGAGGAGGGCUGCAGAGGGUUUGCCGCCCUCGCCUUUCCAGGUCCCAAAUUGGAUCUUGUUCGUCUGGAUCACCCAAUGUGUCUUUUUACUGGUAAUGCCAUGGGUACCUCCGGAGCAUGGUCGCGGAGACGUUUCCUUCUGGUAUGCGACGUAUUGUGUCGUGGGACUCGGCGUUCUCGGCGUUUGUGGCCUUUACUACUACAUUUGGAUAGUAUUGCUACCCAAAUGGGGAGGCUAUGAAGUUGUGGAAGAGUUCGUGGAGCUCGAUGACGGUGCGCGGACGACAAGAUUGAUUCGGAAGUAUGUGUCGCGAGACGAGAAUAGGGAAGAAGAGAGGAGGCCAUUGCUGCGCCCGCGGUCUGAGUGAUGAGUAACCCGAAUAAUAGACCUUAGACGGAGCGGGGAGAUAUACACAUACUAG